Silurus meridionalis is the source of this 945-nucleotide messenger RNA. It is a transcript of the gene commd7, whose product is annotated as COMM domain containing 7. NCBI's taxonomy places the organism in Eukaryota, Metazoa, Chordata, Actinopteri, Siluriformes, Siluridae. Gene Ontology annotation, molecular function: NF-kappaB binding. The transcript is spliced from 9 exons. Gene Ontology annotation, biological process: negative regulation of DNA-templated transcription; tumor necrosis factor-mediated signaling pathway. The record is from RefSeq and is a predicted model, not a curated record. Bases 77 to 679 code for a protein of 200 amino acids.
CUAGUGUGUAAGCCGAAAUGCGGAAGUAGAAGUGAAGCUAAGUGACAGGAGACUCGGUUGGAGCUCGACAGAGAUCAUGGUGCAGUUGCAUUUUACGAAAGACUCCGUGCCUGACAGUGUGAGCAGUGAUUUUCAGACAUUGAAUAAAUUCAAUGAGCAGCAAUUUCUGAGCCUGACUGAUUUAUUGUACCAGUUUCUGUUGGAACCUAAAGAGGGGGAGCGGUUUCUGGCCCAGCUGAGUGAAUUUGCAGGCGAGAAUGGCAUGGGUGCAGGUCCACUCAGAGCCCUAAUGAAGAGCAUUCUGCUGCUUCCACAUGGGGCCAUGAAGAACAACCUGUCAGCUGAGCAGGUAAAAGAGGACCUGCUUUCACUCGGGUUGACCGAAGACAAGGCCAGUCACUUCUCAGAACAGUGGAGAAUUCACUACCCAGUGUUGUCCAGACUCGCUGUUGCACAGACACUGAUGGUCAACCAGCUGGUGGAUAUGGAAUGGAAAUUUGGCGUUACUGUAGGAACGAGUGAACUACAGAAGGCUGGACACAUUUUCCUGCAGCUGAAGCUGGUGCUCCGGAAGGGCAACACAACAGAAAAUGUCUAUAUAGAACUCACUCUACCCCAGUUCUACAACUUCCUUCACGAAAUGGAAAGAGCUAAAGCCAAUAUGGACUGCUUCAGCUGAGGAUCAGUAUUCGUUCACACGUGACAUCACUAAUGAUGACAUGAUACAGUGUUCAUGAGAAAAUGAAUCAUAGAAAAUGAUUUAAUGUGUGUAAAGGCAUGAAUGAAUGUGUGUGUGUGUGUGUGUGUGUGUGUGUGAUUAAUGUAUGAAUAAUCUCUCUAUGCAGAGGUAAACUUUAGAUGCACUUUGAUUUGUUUGAUUCACUUGUUUGUUGUCUUUUAUACCAUGAAAUCUACUUAUGGAAUAAAACAAGUUGUGGACUAAUA